AUGUCGCAAUCAGCAAUUGACUAUGUCUUUAAAUGGGUGGAAGCUGUGGAGAGUCUGACUAAUGAUGCAAGAGUGGUGCUGAAAUUUGUGAAGAAGAAUAUACUUUCCAGAUUUGGUACACCAAGAGCAAUAAUCAGUGCCGGAGGUACGAAUUUUAUUAACACUUGGUUCAAAAAUCUUUUUGCUAAAUAUUGUGUUAGGCACAAGGUUGCCACUGCAUACCAUCCCCAAACUAGUGGACAGAGAAAAGAUUGGGCGGAGAAGCUAGAUGAUGCACUUUGGGCUUACCGAACAGCUUACAAGACGCCCAUUGAGACAUCUCCAUAUCGUUUGGUAUAUGGUAAAGCGUGUCAUCUUCUUGUGGAGUUGGAACACCAAGCAUAUUGGGCUGUAAGGAAGCUAAAUUUUGAGAUGAAGGUCGCGGGGAAGAAAAGGUUAUUACAACUGAAUGAGCUUGAUGAGUUUAGGCUCCAUGCCUAUGAAAAUGCCAAACUAUACAAGGAGAAGACCUAA
Capsicum annuum is the source of this 513-nucleotide messenger RNA. RefSeq lists its product as uncharacterized. NCBI's taxonomy places the organism in Eukaryota, Viridiplantae, Streptophyta, Magnoliopsida, Solanales, Solanaceae. Gene Ontology annotation, molecular function: nucleic acid binding. Bases 1 to 513 code for a protein of 170 amino acids. The transcript has 3 exons. Gene Ontology annotation, biological process: DNA integration. The record is from RefSeq and is a predicted model, not a curated record.